AUGUCGUACCCGAAGGUUGUCGCAUUGGGGAUUGAGUGGGUGAUCUUCUCAGGCGAUCUCGACCAAAACAAGUGGGGGAAGGGAUCCGGAGCUCGUUCUAAACUCUCAGAUAACAUCCUGCGGGUCAGUGAUAGCGAAAUCCAGGACCGAACCAAUUCGAACCACAAGUGCCACCUAUAUCCCGACAUUCCCCGGAUUGUGGGUGACAUCUUGAAGCAUGGAGCGAAGCUUGCCAUCGUCUCUCAAAACACCAGUAAAGCUCUCACGGACCGAGCGCUCUACUACAUGAUGGUCAAAGAUAAGGAUGGAAAUGAUCGCCGCCUAAUCGAAUUAGUCAACUACGACGAGGUGUACAACGAACCCAAGACUGUCCACUUCGAAAAGAUACAUGGCUAUCGCCAAGUCCCGUACAUGGACAUGGUUCUCUACGACCACGUAAAGCAGAGUACCAUCCCAGAGAUGUUGCAAGGCGUCACCUUCCAGUAUUGUCCGAGUGGCUUGACUUGGGAUUUGUACCAAACUGGCCUUUCUAUCUGGCGAGGAACAAAAGCUAUACACAGUCCAUGGCACGGUCUUGCACUGACAGCCUAUCCGAACCGAAAGCUCAUCGGAUACUCUGGAAUGGAUCACGGCACUAUCGAGCUCCUGGAGAAGGGCGGGAGGCGCCAUGAUAGGAAAGAGGCUGCUCGUUGGGGGCAUGGCAUGUACGUUGCGGACGAUCCACUCGUCGCACGGUACUUCCGGGAUUGGAUCAAAGUGACCACUUUCGGCCCUGCGUCAAAUACUACUGUCUGUGAGGUUUAUGCCAGAGACGGUGAGAUUUGGGACAAGAUGAACAAGAUAUGGGUCCCCGACAACUGCCAUGACUUAAAGACACAUGUCGACAAGGGCGACGAACACAUCGCAGAGAGCGACAUCAAACGGGAUGGGCAGGUCGCCGACUGGGGCGUCCUUCGGCCUUACGUGCUGUUCUGCAGACAUCCCAACAUGAAAGACCGUGAUGGAAUGCAGUUCCCCAUCCCAGAACCAAAGCGUUUCAACGAAAUGGUCAUUUAUGGCCAGACACAGGAGAACCUCAUUGUAAUCAGACGCAUGAGCGAUGCCCAGCUGGAACAAGCGAUCAACAACAAAGUUAACCUUGAGUACGAGCACAAAAUUCGUGAGUGGAACAUCAAGGUGCCGGGGGAUACCAAGGCAGAUUUCCGAAAACACCACGAGAAUCCCACUCUCUAG
Molecule: messenger RNA, 1233 nt
Organism: Marasmius oreades (fairy-ring Marasmius)
Lineage: Eukaryota; Fungi; Basidiomycota; Agaricomycetes; Agaricales; Marasmiaceae
Exons: 9
Coding region: 1-1233 (410 amino acids)
Molecular function (GO): acid phosphatase activity
Source: RefSeq, a predicted model, not a curated record